This is a messenger RNA of Phalaenopsis equestris, 1952 nucleotides long. RefSeq lists its product as uncharacterized. Lineage: Eukaryota; Viridiplantae; Streptophyta; Magnoliopsida; Asparagales; Orchidaceae. The coding region runs from base 13 to 1674 and encodes 553 amino acids. The transcript has 2 exons. The record is from RefSeq and is a predicted model, not a curated record.
GCGUACAUUGCUAUGGACAACGAUGUAAUAAAUGAAGAACUGAACGAACCUUUAAUGCAUAAUACUGAAGGUGAUAAUAAUGUGAAGCUGUCUCUCAGAAGCGAAGCUGACAGCACUAUAAAUAGUAGUUUGAGGCUGUGUGAUCUCAAUGAACCUUUAAAACUUUCGAGUUAUGAGGAAGGCGAAGUUCAAAGUUUUGUUGAAGAUAAUGGCUCAACAAUGGAGCAUGAAGAGAUUAUGAGGCAUCAGCUCCAUUCAGAUAUCUUCUUGGGAAAUUGGGAUAAGGUGGAUUGCUUCCAAGGGCGGUCAUCAUCUACUAAUUUAUCUGGUGAGAUUAGAAGCAAUGCAAAUGGUUCACUUACAGGAUUAUGUAGUGAGGAAUUCUCAGUUAUAUCUCAAUCUGUAAACAACAAACCCGAGAUUUGUGACAAAUUUAUUUUUCCCAGGCAAAGUAGGAGCUAUAAAUCGAUCGGAGAAACGCCGAGUCAGGGUACUGAUAUCUCUGAAGGAACUUCAAAGCUGCCCAACUUGAACAGCUCUGAGUUCGCCGCUUCUCAAAUACCUGCUCUAUUUGCAAAUCUUUCUCGCUUGGUUAAUUCGAGCAUUUCCGUCCCAUCCAACUUCUAUUCGAUAAAUAUAAAUGGUGAAAAACACACUAGAACUUCGGGUCAGCUACUUCCAAGUUUUGAUUUUUAUGCAGCAAAUACUCUUAGUGUGAAGCAGUCGAUAGAGCCCUAUGGGCUCAGAAAAAACCCAGCUCAAUCUAACUCUGCAGAAAUUGAACAGUCUUCCUCUCAGCUUAAAGAUGAGUUACCAUUAUCUCUCAAUAUGGAUUUGGAUGGACUAUGUGAUACUGAAGCUGAGAAGGGCGUUACUGCUGCUGAAGAAGAAAGCAAAGUGUUAGAUUAUAAUUUGAUUAUUGCUGACAAAGAAGGUGACCUCCAGCUAACAGAUGGCAGCCAAGAGGUUCUUAUUAGAGAGGCAGCAGACAAUCUUGUCGCCAUGUCGUUGCUUAUCUGCGACGGCCAUCAUUCUCAUAACCUUACUCGCCCGUCGAUUCCAACUUCGUUCAGUAACUUGCAUUGGUUUGCUGAUUUUGCGACAUCGACUGAAGCGAAUACAGGAAUCUCUAGAGGUACAUCUCCACACUAUGUUGAUAAUUGCUUGGAUAUGUUUGAAUACAUGACACUGAAGUUGAAAGAAACCAAGGAAAGUGAGUUGUUCCAUAAGCUGCGAGAAGACCACAACUAUGAUAACACAAGCACUGUUGUGCUGCCGCCGACAAGAUCUCGAAAGGGUCUGGUGAGGAAAAGGCGGCAACGGAGAGAUUUUCAAAAGGAUAUACUGCCGGGCCUCUCAUCAUUGUCUAGGCACGAGAUAUCUGAGGAUAUUCAGAGUUUCGAGGGUAUAAUGAGAGCUUCGGGAAAGCUAGGGAAAACUGGUUUAUCAAGGAGCAGGAGCAAGAAGGCGUCGAGUUGGAGUGCAAGGGGUAGGCGAAAGCAUAUAAGUUUAGCCCUCACUGUUACUGAGGUCGAGACUUGCUCGCCGCAAAAAGAGGAGGAAAGUAGGACAACAGGGAUUACUACAACAACUAUAUUGGGUUGGGGAAGGACGACGAGGAGGUGCCGCCGGGCAAGACUUUUGCCUGGUAAUUUAUCUGUUUCCUUAGCUUGAAGAAUUCAGAAGUAUAUAAAUUAUGAAUCAAACAUAUAUAGCCGGAAACAUAGGUGCGAGUUUUCGGGGCAUUGUAAAUGUUCUCAUAUUUUCAUUAAGGUUUGAUUACAACAUUUUAACAUAUUUAUAACAAAUUUAACAUUUCUCUUUUUGUCAAAUGGAGAAUUGACUUGUAGAGUAUGGAGUGCAUGUAAGUAUUUGAUGUUGUUGAGUAGGGGAGAAACCUAAUAAAGUCGAGCAAUUAUGGUGGAAAGAGGACGAUAUUACACUCGAUGGAG